CAUUUGGAAAAUUCGGCUUGGGAACGCUUUUUGCUUUGCUCCGUUUUGAGGCAGCGUCUUUUGAGCUGUGUUGUGGAUGGCUGACUAUGAAAGAGGGGCUUCUGGCACUGAGAAAAUACCUUGUUGCUGCUCCUAAUCGUCUUCUGGUACACAUCGCCCCUGACAAGAGAGAAGAAAGAAGCAUGAUCAAGAUGAAUUGCAUCCUGUUAACUGUCUGCAUUUUUCUGGUUGCUUUCUGUAGUUCUGGUUAUACUCUAAGAUGCUACCACUGUCAGAACAGUCCUACCUUGUGCAAGACCAAUAGUACUUGCAUAGCUCCUGAAGAUACUUGCCUGCAGAUGAAAUCUGGUAAAUUGAGAACUUUCUCCUGCUGGAAGACAUCCCAGUGCAAUGUGAAUGAUAUUGCUGUAUUGUUUCAGUUGGAUAAUUUCGAAUACUUUUGCUGCCAGCGGGACUUCUGCAACAAGAGCCCAAUUACUGGGGUUAACAAAGCAGCUUUUAGUAUUGCCUCUGUAAUGACCGUGCUAUGGAUGCUUCUCUAACAACCCUGAUUUGUAUACUGCACUUUCAAGCUGAAAUUAUACACAUUCUUCUCGCGCUUUUGGUUCCUAACUGUAGGCUGGAAUACUACCUUGUAAUGUUACAUUCUGUUUCUUAAGGUUCUUUCUCUUAAAUUAUUGUAUACAUUCAUCUAGAGGAGACAUAUAUUGUUACCAGAUGGAGAGAAUUCAGUUAUUUUGGCAUGCCAUAUGCAUGGGGAAAAUGCCUUGUUCGGGAAUAGCGUUACCUUGUGGAGAACCUGGGCAGACUUGGGUGGGAGGUGUGGAGAGGAAGGAAUAGUACAGGUUUUGUGCUGAAAAAAUGUAAUUUUGUAUUGUUUCAUAAAUUGUACUUAUUUUUGGUUGGGAUUUCUGUUUGGUUUUUUUUAGGAUGCUACCUUGUUGCACAGUGGGCAAAGGUUUUGCUCUCAACGCAGGUAGCGUUGGACUGCAGUAUAAACUUGUUGCACUGUUUAUGGCUGAAAUACUUAGUUUGAAUGUAGACUCCUUGUUCCUAACAGAGCAUCAGGUUUUCUUCCCUCUUUUUACAAAUGAAUAAUGGAACCUCGUAAGUAUUACUAUUUUUGGAGAAAGCAUCUAAAGUUCUUAAACCAAAAGCUAAGUAAUGCUAUAAGCAAGGAGCACCUUUCCUCUUUUUAUAUUUCUGUGAGCAUGUGGACAACACUGUACUAGCUUCUUUUAUAAACUUUUGUUUUUAGUUUUGCUUAUAUUUCCUCUUGAAUCUGGGAUUUAAGCUAAGCAUGUGCUUUGCACUAAGUAUUUCUUAGUAUAACUGAAAAUAUUUAUAAAAUGCUAAGGAAUUUAAAUGGCACAGCUGGUUUAUUUUUUCAUGUGGCUAGCUCUUGGCUUUAUUGAAAGCAGCGACAGGUAAACUUAACCCUUAAAGCUUCCACAUAAGCAUAAUGAAUAAAAACUUGCAGAACUUUAUAUUUUGUCUUUUUUGCAACUCUAUAAGUGCCAACAAUAUAUAUAUAUAUAUAUAUAUAUAGCAUGAAGAAGAAUGCUCAAUUUGUAUGUGUAAGAGUUCUAGAGCUCAAAUUUUCUGUACAUUGUUCUGAUGCACAGUGAUGGAGAGAGGCCUUUGAUACUUUGGUACUUGGGGACCCUCUCAAUCAGGUCUAAUGACAAAUCCUCGUUUUCUGUCUUGGAGCUCUUGGCAUGAAGUACCUGCUUGUCUCUGCAGGAGCAGUGGUGCGUUGCCAAUGCCAUUUUCCUGUUCUGAGCAACUUUGCUUGUGCUAUCCUGGCUUCCAAGAUGCCAGUUCACUCGGUCAUAGCAAGGGCGAGGGGGAGAGCGCUGUGUUACAGCAAAUCCAUUAUGUAUUCUGUAAUAUAUCUUUUAGUUAAGCUUAUUUUAGCCAACAAAACAUCCUGGGAUCUGUCUAAUCACUCAAAAUGAAAGUUGUGAUGUCUUUGAUUAAUAAAAAUGUGAAAAAGAAA
Messenger RNA from Struthio camelus australis, 1999 nucleotides. Its product is annotated as CD59 molecule (CD59 blood group). The record is from RefSeq and is a predicted model, not a curated record. Lineage: Eukaryota; Metazoa; Chordata; Aves; Struthioniformes; Struthionidae.